Messenger RNA from Gopherus evgoodei (Goodes thornscrub tortoise), 2962 nucleotides. It is a transcript of the gene IFNGR2, whose product is annotated as interferon gamma receptor 2. The transcript has 8 exons. The record is from RefSeq and is a predicted model, not a curated record. NCBI's taxonomy places the organism in Eukaryota, Metazoa, Chordata, Testudines, Testudinidae. Gene Ontology annotation, molecular function: protein binding. The coding region runs from base 198 to 1259 and encodes 353 amino acids.
UCCCCUAUCCCGCCGCGGGCUCUGCGCGGCUCCUCCCUGCCGAGGGGCACUGCUGGCCGCCGCCCCUUCCCGCCCGUGGGUCGGAGCUCCGGGAAGAGGUGGGUCCCAGGCGCUGCACGCAGUGACCCGCCCGGGCUCGGAGCCGGCGCACCGUGAGCAGAGCCCACCCGGUCAGCACCAGCGCCCCGACCUCGGCCAUGCCGCGCCCCGGCGCCGCGCUGCUCCUCUGCCUGCUGCUGCCGAGCCUGCCCGAGCCCUCAGCUGCAGAAUCUCCGCUCCAGUUACCAACACCACAGAAUGUGACAAUUUACUCAUAUAAUUAUCAGAAUUUAUUGACAUGGGCUCCUGUUAAAGUGGACAAUGGCUCAGUGUUAUAUACGGUUCAGUAUAAUACCCCAGUAUCCUGUCUUCCGACAGUAGCCAAUGCCAGGUGCCGCAGAGGGCAUGAACAGAACAGACUGGCCUGUAACUGUUGGGAAGAAAUUAACUGCACAAACAUUACGAAGACUGAAUGCAGUUUCACAGAUCCAGAUAUCAAAAGCUUUUGGACAAUUACUUUACGUGUUAGGGCUGAGCUAGGGCAAGUGAAAUCUGACUGGGUGGAAACAAAUAAAUUUGUAGCAGACCAAAACACUACUAUAGGGCCUCCUGUUAUAGUAAAUGUGGAUUCAACAUCUGAUUCACUUUUCCUUAACUUCUUGCACACUGUAAAAGAAGAUACUUUACAAUAUCUUGUGCGCUACUGGGAGAAUUCAACAAAUAAACAACAUGAAACAAAAUGGACCAAGAAUACCCGAAUUGGACUUCUGAAUCUAAAGCAACUGACGGUGUAUUGUUUUCAAAUACGAGCAAAAGUCCGAGUAUUCGAUGACAACAUUGGACCAUUAAGCGAAACAAAUUGUCACAAAACUGCAGCUAGUGGUGCAAUGAGAGCUGGAUUUGUAGUAGUAAUAUUUGUUGCUGCCACAGUUACUGUGGUGAUCUUAGCAAUUGUCUGCUUCCUUUUUAUUCAGAAAUUUCAUCAAGUUGUUAAAUAUUGGUUUCAGCCUCCUUUUAAAAUUCCACCACAUAUUGAAGAGUAUUUAAAGGAUCCUGAAAUGCCUGCUUUAGAAGAAUUGCAGAAUGAUUGUGCUGAGGAAGAUCCUUGGGACUCCUUGUCAGUUGUUUCCAAUGCAGAAGGAAGUCAAGCCCUAGUGAGGGACACUCUGAACACAAAUGUUCAUUCAAACAGCAGAUCCACUGAAAGUGAAAAAACGUAAUUACAUUAUGGUAGAAGCACUGUGCCAGCAUCAUUGCCUUGGUGCUCUAGAAAGAUGAUAGUGUCACUAUCAACAAACCACGUUGUGGGAGUCUUGACUUCCUGAGAACAUUGUGUAACCUUGAGUGAGGCUUUUUUUAAUGGUUUCUACUGCACUUCACUAUAUGAAGUACCUUCUCCAAGAGAGACUUUUUAAAAACAGAUUUGAAUAUGAACUGGAAAUGAACACUAAAAGGGCAGGAAAAGGACAACAUCAUGAUUGGAGUAAAAUGGCUGAAUUUGCAUUAACAUUUUUGCAGAAAUAACUGCACGAUUACUAUGAACAUUGUUACGUUUGUCUGGGUUCUAACAAAUCUUAGUGGAGUGUAGCACUUUAUGGUAGGAUAUGAUACUAGAAAAGAUUUUUCAGUGAAUUAGCGGAUUAUCUCACCAUGAAUGUGUGUUGGUCUUGGCCCAUCAAUACGUGUAUAUAAAGUCUGUCUCCUAACACACACACAGUAAGUUAGCACUUAGAAAAUGACACUUCAGCUUUUACAUAUGUGAAAAAUUGCUCUGUGUGCAGGGUGCUCUAUGUCUGAUGGAAAUAGCUUGUUUUCAGGUGUCCAUUUUAAGUGUGCCCCCCCCCAUUUUUUUUGUUUAAAAAAAAAAAAAAAGUUCCAGUAAAAAAAAUGAAAGAUUUAUAUGAUCUGAAGAGAAACCAGCACAUAAUUCGCUCCCAGUUAGGGAACCGUCAUGGAAGGAAUGCUUACAGGGACAGACAGGUUGGAUCAUUUCUCCCCUGAGCCUUCAGAUGCUUGCACAACAAUGGCAUUAAUUUCUUCUAGGACUGCAGUGUGGAGACUCGCUCUCUGUCGGCAUCACAUCCUUUACGAUGAAAUGAAAUCCUAAAGCUUGUAUCAGACACUAAAAUAUAAUAGGUUUGGCUACCUAAAGAACCCUUCCUAAAGUCAUUCAACUGAACUUGUCAGGUUUUGAUGCACAAGAAACAAACUUUCCUGUGUAGUCAGAGAACACAUGGGCAAGAUGUGUCAAAGAUAGUGUUUACCCACAACUAGUAGACACUAAGAACAAAGCCAUGGUUCCCUUACCUGCUCAAGCAAGUUGUGACUGCUAGUGGAGACGAGACCCAGGAUGUGGAGUGUGGCUGUUUGAGGAAUGAAGCAUCCGGAAAUUCUUUACACCACUUUAUUAUAUACGUGAAAAUCUUGCUGUUAAAAACCCUAUAAUGUGUAUUGAAAUAUUAUUUGUACUGCUAAUUAAUAGAAAAUUUCAAUAUGGAAAAAGUAGCUUUAUGUGUUCGUUGUUUCCAUAUUAUUUUUCUCUUUCCAUGUGGUCAUUUGCUCUUCAUUUACAAUCUAAUCAGUGCCUAAAUUAGGAGGAAAGGACUUCUUUCAUACGACAGAUAUGAAGAGCAGAGCUUCAUGUGCAGAGAUAUGGUGAAUUAGCAUUAUAGACUGCCCUUUCAGUGCUACUCUUCCUCCUUCAUUUUCCAGAUUGACCCUUUACUCAUAUGAAAAUAAGCUUCAGUUAUGGUUCUUGACAAAGUUUAAAAAUAAGCACAGUGGCAUUCUGCUCCUGUCUGGGAUGGGGAGAAGUGCUUUUGUGGCUCCAAACUAAAAUCCAUGCACUUUAAACUGUAUAUGAUCAGAUGUGACUCAUCACUUUCAAGUUCAAUGACUUUAUAAAACAUUUUCCAUACAUUCA